AUGGCUGAUGAUGUCAUUAACGAGUUAGAGAAGAUGAAGUUGACGACGGAGGAAGAGGAAGUGAUAACAAUAUUGGAUGAAGACCGGAGGGAUGAGAUCGAAAGUUGCGCACUGAGUCUGCUAGGCAAGUUUCUCACAUGUAAACCGUUUAACAAACGGGCUGCUCAGACUACGUUGAGGCGAGCAUGGGGUUUAGAGGAGUCGGUGCAGAUUGUGGAAGUAGGCUCCAACCUCUUCCAGUUUAAGUUUGAUAAGGAAUUUGAUAUGGACCGAGUCUUCAAAGAAGGACCUUGGUCCUUUGAUAACCAAGCACUCAUGUUACGACGAUGGACGCCCGGUAUGACUGCGGCUAAUGUAAAAUUUGAUUCGGUUGCUCUCUGGGUUCAGAUUUGGGGGGCGCCGUUCGACAUGUUCUCUCCUAAGGUUGCAGCUGAAAUUGGGAGUCAUCUGGGGGAGGUGGUGGAGGUUGAGAAGCGACAGAAACUAGAAGCACAGAAUUUUUUCAUGAGGGUUAAGGUUUCAAUCCCAACGUCCAAACCUAUUCGACGGGGCGGAUUUAUUGGUGGUUCGGAUGGGAAAAGGUAUUGGGUUACAUUUAAAUAUGAACGUCUGCCAUUGUUCUGUCAUUUUUGCGGAUUCUUGGGCCACGAUCUAAAGCACUGUGCUGAGUAUUUUGCACAGAGUAAGAAUGGCGGAAGGGUAGGGUGUCAAUAUGGGGAGUGGCUGAAAUCUGCAGGUGGCCGGCCACGUUCACCCUCUAGGACAGGAUCGGCCAAGAACCAGAAUCCCAGCAGUGAAGGGAAGGCUGAGGCGCAGAAUGUGAAUGGUAGCAGUCCAGUGAGGCCGGCGGCGGAAUUAGUGCACCAUGAAGCAAACCCUACAGAGGGUGACCGGCAUGCAAAAGGAAAGGACGUGAAAACAGGGGCAUCUCCGAAUUGCACGGAUCAUGUUUCCGUAACGGAUGUGUCAACUAAGGAACGGCUGAUGCCACAUUUAUUGGCUAAAAAAUUGGAGAUUCCAUCUUCAAAUAAUGAGAGCAUAUCUCAUAUUUCUAGUGAGUCUCACGUGGAAGUAAAGCAGCCAGAACCACUUAAGGGCCACGUGGAUAGCAAGGGACAGGAUGGGCCUCAGGUUACUAAACAAAAGCCCACUUGGACCAGGCUUAAUAGGAUGGAGUGUGGGCCGAAGUUAAGAGAGACAGAAGGAAGUUCAAAAUCAUUGGGAAAAAGGAGAAUCCAGGAUGCAGAAAUUGAAGAAGGGACAGACACAGGCAGCAAGGUGGGGAAACGUGGUAGACUAUCUGAAGAUGUUCAAAUGGAUGAAGCGGCGGGGGUGCAUGAACACCCUUGCCGAGCACAAUGA
Molecule: messenger RNA, 1362 nt
Organism: Quercus robur (English oak)
Lineage: Eukaryota; Viridiplantae; Streptophyta; Magnoliopsida; Fagales; Fagaceae
Exons: 1
Coding region: 1-1362 (453 amino acids)
Source: RefSeq, a predicted model, not a curated record